Messenger RNA from Biomphalaria glabrata, 1836 nucleotides. RefSeq names its product dentin sialophosphoprotein-like. The coding region runs from base 1 to 1836 and encodes 611 amino acids. The record is from RefSeq and is a predicted model, not a curated record. The transcript has a single exon. NCBI's taxonomy places the organism in Eukaryota, Metazoa, Mollusca, Gastropoda, Planorbidae.
AUGUUUUAUGAUGGUGAUGGUGCUGAUAGCGAUGUCACUGAUGGUGAUGGUGCUGAUAGCGAUGUCACUGAUGGUGAUGGUGCUGAUAGCGAUGUCACUGAUGGUGAUGGUGCUGAUAGCGAUGUCACUGAUGGUGAUGGUGCUGAUAGCGAUGUCACUGAUGGCGAUGGUGCUGAUAGCGAUGUCACUGAUGGUGAUGUUGCUGAUAGUGAUGUCACUGAUGGUGAUGUUGCUGAAAGCGAUGUCACUGAUGGUGAUGGUGCUGAUAGCGAUGUCACUGAUGGCGAUGGUGCUGAUAGCGAUGUCACUGAUGGUGAUGUUGCUGAUAGUGAUGUCACUGAUGGUGAUGUUGCUGAAAGUGAUGUCACUGAUGAUGAUGGUGCUGAUAGCGAUGUCACUGAUGGUGAUGGUGCUGAUAGGGAUGUCACUGAUGGUGAUGUUGCUGAAAGCGAUGUCACUGAUGGUGAUGGUGCUGAUAGUGAUGUCACUGAUGGUGAUGUUGCUGAUAGCGAUGUCACUGAUGGUGAUGUUGCUGAUAGCGAUGUCACUGAUGAUGAUGUUGCUGAUAGCGAUGUCACUGAUGGUGAUGUUGCUGAUAGCGAUGUCACUGAUGGUGAUGUUGCUGAUAGCGAUGUCACUGAUGGUGAUGGUGCUGAUAGCGAUGUCACUGAUGGUGAUGGUGCUGAUAGCGAUGUCACUGAUGGUGAUGGUGCUGAUAGCGAUGUCACUGAUGAUGAUGGUGCUGAUAGCGAUGUCACUGAUGGUGAUGGUGCUGAUAGCGAUGUCACUGAUGGCGAUGGUGCUGAUAGCGAUGUCACUGAUGGUGAUGUUGCUGAUAGUGAUGUCACUGAUGGUGCUGAUAGCGAUGUCACUGAUGGUGAUGUUGCUCAUAGCGAUGUCACUGAUGGUGAUGGUGCUGAUAGCGAUGUCACUGAUGAUGAUGUUGCUGAUAGCGAUGUCACUGAUGAUGAUGUUGCUGAUAGCGAUGUCACUGAUGAUGAUGUUGCUGAUAGCGAUGUCACUGAUGAUGAUGUUGCUGAUAGCGAUGUCACUGAUGAUGAUGUUGCUGAUAGCGAUGUCACUGAUGGUGAUGGUGCUGAUAGCGAUGUCACUGAUGAUGAUGUUGCUGAUAGCGAUGUCACUGAUGAUGAUGUUGCUGAUAGCGAUGUCACUGAUGGUGAUGUUGCUGAUAGCGAUGUCACUGAUGGUGAUGUUGCUGAUAGCGAUGUCACUGAUGGUGAUUGUGCUGAUAGCGAUGUCACUGUCGGUGAUGGUGCUGAUAGCGAUGUCACUGAUGAUGAUGUUGCUGAUAGCGAUGUCACUGAUGGUGAUGGUGCUGAUAGCGAUGUCACUGAUGGUGAUGGUGCUGAUAGCGAUGUCACUGAUGAUGAUGGUGCUGAUAGCGAUGUCACUGAUGGUGAUGGUGCUGAUAGCGAUGUCACUGAUGGUGAUGGUGCUGAUAGCGAUGUCACUGAUGGUGAUGGUGCUGAUAGCGAUGUCACUGAUGGUGAUGGUGCUGAUAGCGAUGUCACUGAUGAUGAUGUUGCUGAUAGCGAUGUCACUGAUGGUGAUGGUGCUGAUAGCGAUGUCACUGAUGGUGAUGGUGCUGAUAGCGAUGUCACUGAUGAUGAUGUUGCUGAUAGCGAUGUCACUGAUGAUGAUGUUGCUGAUAGCGAUGUCACUGAUGGUGAUGGUGCUGAUAGCGAUGUCACUGAUGGUGAUAGUGCUGAUAGCGAUGUCACUGAUGGUGAUGGUGCUGAUAGCGAUGUCACUGAUGGAGAUGGUGCUGAUAGCGAUGUCACUGAUGGUGAUGGUGCUGAUAAGCGAUGUCACUGA